AUAACCCUGUAUAAAAUGGCGGUUACUGUUGUCGUCGAUGUAUACGUACGGUGAUAGUUUGUGAUUUUCGAUUUUUAUAAAUUAUGUCGAUGUCUUAAAUGCAUUAUUAAUUAUAAAGCAAACUAAAAAAAUGCCUGCACAAGAAGUUGCGGUACCGCAGCCUCCGCAAACUGAAUUGGAAGAGCCAGCACCAGCUUCACAGCCCAUAGUUGGCAUUAUUUAUCCUCCUCCGGAGGUUAGAAAUAUCGUUGACAAAACUGCCAACUUCGUCGCCAGAAAUGGCCCUGAGUUUGAAUCCAGGAUUAGACAGAAUGAAUUGGGAAAUCCCAAGUUUAAUUUCUUAAACUUUGGUGACCCCUAUCACGCGUACUAUCAGCAUAAAGUCAAGGAAUUUAAAGAAGGAAAGGGCCAAGAGCCAGUAACUGGAGUUAUACUUCCUAAGGGUGUCAACUUUUCUGCUCAUCAAAAACAGCAAGAAAUUCUUAAGCAAGUUGAGCAGCCAUUCAUUCCCAAAGAUCCGCCACAGGAGUUCGAAUUUAUAGCAGACCCUCCUUCAAUUUCUGCCUUAGAUUUAGAUAUUGUAAAAUUAACCGCACAGUUUGUUGCUCGAAACGGACGUCAAUUUUUGACCAAUUUAAUGAAUCGCGAACAGAGGAAUUUCCAAUUCGACUUUCUGCGUCCACAACAUUCUUUGUUUCAAUAUUUUACUAAACUUCUGGAACAAUACACAAAGGUUUUAAUCCCACCCAAAGAUUUACUUCCGCGUUUGAGAGAUGAAGCUUCAAAUAUGGAAAAAAUUCUUGAAAAUGUGAAAUAUCGAUCAGAAUGGCUUAAAUAUCAAGAGGCUCAAAAACGCAAAGAAGAAGAGGAAUUGGAACGCGAGCGAGUUGCAUACGCUCAAAUUGAUUGGCACGAUUUUGUUGUUGUUGAAACUGUUGAUUAUCAACAAUUUGAGGUCGGCAAUUUUCCAGCUCCUACAACUCCCGACGAAGUAGGAGCUCGUGUUCUUAUGCAGGAACGUAUUGAAGAUGGUGAGGAUGUCGAAAUGCAAAUUGAAAGUGAUGGAGAUGAUGAAAUGCCACAUCGACCUGACGGUGAAAAGGAUCGAGCAAAGGAUAAUAAUCAGGUGCAAGAUAUGGAGGAGGAUUCGAGCGACGAAGAAAUUAUGGCUCCACCAGGAGAAACAAUGAGGAUGAGGGACAAUAAAAAUCGUGAAAGCACCAUGCAACCUCCGCCUCUACCACCAGCACCUGGAAAUGUUGUCAUUAAAAAGGGUUACGAUCCCAAGCAACACGCGGUCAAAGUCAUUCGUCCGCCUGCCACUGAGGAGUACCUUAUUUCCCCGCUCACUGGAGAGAAGAUUCCAGCUAGCAAAGUACAGGAACACGUGCGUAUUGGUUUACUGGACCCCAGAUGGGUGGAACAGCGGGACAAGCAUCUCGACAAACAGUCCCAAGAGACAGUGUUCGCACCGGGCACUGCGAUCGAGGACAGCUUGAAGCAGCUCGCCGAGAGGCGUACCGACAUUUUUGGCGUCGGCGACGAGGAAACGGCAAUCGGUAAGAAGAUUGGCGAGGAGGACAAAAAGAAGGACGACAAGGUCACUUGGGACGGACAUACGUCGAGCGUGGAAGCCGCGACGCGAGCGGCACGAGCGAAUAUCACUCUCGAGGAACAGAUCCAUCAAAUUCACAAGGUCAAGGGACUGCUUCCGGACGAGGAGAAGGAAAAAAUUGGACCCAAACCAGUGACCCGAGCGUCGGAACUCUCUCACAUGGCGGCUGCGGCCUCGAAACCGCAGGCGACUCUCAAGGCCCCACCGAAGCCUCCCGUUCCAAAGCCUCCGAUUCAGGUACCGGCGCAGCCACCACCACCAAUACCGAUGCCUAUGAUGCCACCCCAACCACCGAUGAUGAUGAUGGCGCCCAUGCCUCCGAUUAGGCCUCCACCUCUUCUUACACCUGCUAUGUCUCCAUUUAUGCCAAAUCCACCACCUAUACAACCACCAUUGCCAGCUUCAAUUGGAAUGAAGCAUUCAGCAGAACCAAUAGAAGAGGAACCACCGUCUAAAAAAUUAAGAACUGAAGAUUCUUUGGUACCUGAACAACAAUUUUUGGCCAGGAAUAAGGGUCCAGUUCAAAUUAACAUUUCAGUGCCUUUAAUGGCCGAGAAGACUGAAUGGAAGUUAAAUGGUCAAACAUUGGGAAUCACUUUACAACCCAGUGACACUGUGGCAGUUUUGAAAGCACGCAUUCAUGAACAAACUGGAAUGCCUCCUGGCAAGCAAAAACUGCAAUAUGAGGGCAUGUUUUUCAAAGACAACAACACACUCGCUUAUUAUAACCUUACAUCAGGUAAUGUUAUAAAUCUUCAACAGAAAGAACGUGGAGGUCGUAAAAAGUAAAUUUCUCACUAGUUUUUAUAAAACAGUGAUUUUAAAGAUAACCUUAAUGUACAUGUGGAAGUAUUCUGCCUACAAUAUUCAAUAAGAUUUUCAAAUAAUUAUUUCAUUCUUUACAAUCGAAAAGAUUAAUUUUCUAGUAUUUUUGAUGAGUGGGAUGGAAUUCAUUUUAACUAAAUAGAUUUGAUUAAAUAUAGUUUUAUUUUUGUUGAAUAAAUAACAAUAAAUUUAUUACAUUUCUUACAAAAUCUACAAAAAAUAGAAAUGUCAAUUUCAAUUAAGAAUGCAUUUCGUCGUGCAUUUUGAUGUAUCAAAAAUUUUUGUGCGCAAAGAAAUUUACACUGAGAAUUAAUAGAUUCUCAUUAAAAAAAAAUCAUUGUAAAUAAGUUUAGUCUUGUUUCAUGGGGAAAUAAAAUAAAUUUUCUCCGUAAGAAACUACAUUUCGAAUAUCUUGUAAUAUGACUCUUGAAUAAAUAAAGAUCAUUGCAAAAAUCUA
This is a messenger RNA of Leptopilina heterotoma, 2897 nucleotides long. It is a transcript of the gene Sf3a1, whose product is annotated as splicing factor 3A subunit 1. Gene Ontology annotation, molecular function: RNA binding; protein binding. The transcript is spliced from 10 exons. NCBI's taxonomy places the organism in Eukaryota, Metazoa, Arthropoda, Insecta, Hymenoptera, Figitidae. The coding region runs from base 131 to 2404 and encodes 757 amino acids. Gene Ontology annotation, cellular component: U2-type prespliceosome; U2 snRNP; catalytic step 2 spliceosome. Gene Ontology annotation, biological process: regulation of alternative mRNA splicing, via spliceosome; mRNA cis splicing, via spliceosome. The record is from RefSeq and is a predicted model, not a curated record.